AUGUUACUAACAAUCAAAUAUUAGAAUAGAGUGAAAUAAUUGAAUUUGGAUAGAAGAAUUAAUGUUUAGUCUUUAGAAAUAUUAUUAGGACAAUUAUUUAGCAUAAAGCAUAAAAUUAUUGGAUUAAUCGAUUCAGAUGGUAAAACUUAAUUAAAUAAAGUGUAGGAAAUUAUGUUGAUUUAGUAUAAUUUAUCUAAUAAUUGAAUUACACAAAAUGUUACCAUUACACUUUGGUAAGUGAAGAUGGAUCAAAUAUAUUAGAUACUACAAUAUAACAAUAAACAUCUAUAAAACGUAGUUCCAUUUCAGAUUUCAAUAACAAACUUCAAUUUAUUGAUUUCAUCUAUGACAUAGAAGAGUUUCAAAAUAUCUUGGGAGAUGACUAAUAUUCUUGCAUUUAUUUAAUUCAUGAAAAAGAUCCAUCCGCAUUUGAUUUUCUAAGUUCUUUAGAACCUUUAAUAAACAACCUCAAUUGUUGGAUCAAUUUUUAUUAUUCUUUCAGUAAUAGCAUGCUUGAUUGGGCAAAAGAACAAGACUAUCAAACUAAGACUCUCUGGGUGUACAAGGGAUCUAAGAAAAUAGUAUCAAUUUUAUUAAAUAAUGAUAAAAAGAUGAAGCAAAUGGACGAAAUUAUCCAGAAGCUUGUUCAAUCUAAAAUUAUGGAUCCCAUGGCUAAGAAUUCUAAUAUCAGAUAAACAUCUCAAUUAUCUUCAUAAUAAUCUCCAAACAAAAGAAGAAGUAAAUCCAUAAGAAAAUUGGUUGAAGACUCUCAAAUUUAUAGCAAUCAAAGUUCCUAUAAUUCAAAGAUAGUCGGUUCUCAAUAUAUUACAAGAGUUUAAGCAAAGGUUACUUAAUGUGCCCCAUCUAGAGGUAGUGACAUUCAAGAGGAUCAUGUCUCUUAAAAUCUCUCAAAUCCCAAUGAUUCAAUAAUAAAUCAACAAGAUCUAUUGUUUAGGGUUGUCGCUGAAUUGGAAGACAAAGAACUCCUUGAUGUUACUAUGGCCAGAUUGGUUAAAAGACUCUUGAUUGAAGAAAACAUCGAGAUUAUAACUGUUUUAUUGUAGUACUCCAAAAGAUCUAUAGAUAUCUAAGGAUUAAGUGAGAGACUGAAUAAUAUAAUUGAGAAAUAGAAAAAUCUAUAGAGACCUACUUCACCUUUUUAGAAUUUAAAGUAGACUAAAUAAUAAUAACCAAUAAGUAAUAAUAUUUAGGAAUAGAAUGAGGAUGUAAAGAAUUUCAUUCUAGAUAUCAACAAUUACAAUUUCACUUCUGAACAAUAUGGCAUGAUUAAUAUGUUAUGGAAUCAAAAGGAUCAGAUCUUAAUUAGGUUAUGUACUGAUAUUUAUAACAAAGAGAGUAGAAAGGAAUAAUCUUCUUUAAAACCAUUACAACUUUAUGCAGAUACUAAAUUCAAUGAAUUAUUGAACUAAAAUUUCAAAAAGUCUGAGAUAUCAAUCAUCCAAGAAUGCAAGAAUACAAAAUCUGGUUCUAUUUAUGCUACAUUAUAGCAUUUUAGAUAUGAAACUAAUGCUGACUAUUUUGUCAAUGAUCUGAAGAAGGCAUUAUAACAAAUUCACAAUCAAAAUCUGCAUUUAAUUGUAUCAGAGAAAUAACCUAACUAAAUAUCAAAGGAAAUCAAUCUUUUCAAAUUUUAAUCACCCAAGGCUCCAUCUCCUUUAUGUGUGUUAAUGCCUAACUUUUAAAACUUAGCCAAUGAAGCCCUGUCACCUCCUCCAUAACCCAAAUAAUAAUUGUAGGAAGAAAAUAACGAUAAGAACUAUUAGUCCUAUGGGAAAAUCUCUAAUGAGUUACAAAGAGUUCAAUUGUUUUAAACAUUCCCUGCUUAACAACCAAUAUUAGAAUAGUAAAAGAGAGAGGAGGUUGAAUAAUAAUAAAAUAAUUAACAAAUCUCACUUAGGUAAGAGUAAUCUCAAAAGAAAUAAUAAGGUGUUACUAACAAUGAUAAUAUUUUUAGUGAGGAGAACUUCAUCCAGAGGAAAAGGGAGUAGCGUGUAUAAUACUCUUAAAAAAUUGAAAAAUUCUAUUCUAUCGAAACAGAUAAGGAUAUUAUUUAAAAUUUCUAAGAUAUGAUAAAUUAAAUGGAAUUGGAUGAUUAAAAGAUGAAUUAAGUAGAAUAGUUGUUUUCAGACCAUAAUGAAUAACUGUAUGAAAUAAUCAAAGGGUUUUAAACCUCUCGAAUUGUAAUGAAUACAAGAGCAAAAUUGAUGUAAAAGAAUUCUUAAUAUUUAAUAGCAAACUGCUCUCUGAAAAACAAAAUGAUGUUCAGGAUUAUCGAAAAACCAAGAUGUAUAAUUUAUUUAUGAAUUAAGUGAGAUAAUUUACAUUGUAAAAGCAUUUAUAGGAAAAUGAAAAGGUUUAUCUAUUAAAAAUGUUUAAAGAAAAUGAUUUACAGGUGUUGGGAACACUUGAAACUUAUUUGCAAAAUCAAGAUGCUGAAGAUAUGCUAGAAAACUUAUAGAUGAUAAUAAAACAAUAUGGUAAAUUCACUAAUGUAAUUAUAUUCAUUAUUUUGAGAUUAAUUAAUUAGGAACUGACUUAUCUCCCUUAGAUUAGCCACACUUAGACACACCUAUUUUGGGAGCCAAAGAGAUAUUAUCAAAGUUUAAGCAAUACUUUUCAGCUGAGGAGAAAAAUAAAUUAGAAACUAUUGCAAGUGGUUGGGGUGAAAACAAUAUUGCCGAACUCUACUCUCAAUAUCUAUAGGAUUAGGAUUUGAAUGGAUUUAUAGCAUCAAUAAAAAAAUUAAGUUAAUAGGAUAUCUACAAAAAAUUACAUCAAUCAAAUAGUUUUGAAGAUGUGUUGAAGAAAUUAAAAAAGGAUGGAUUAUUGAAAAUAGAUGAUUAUAUGUUGGGAUUACUAAACAAGAAAAAAAAUGAAUAAAGAAUUAAAGGAGUAUUUGAAAUCUAUUUGUAUUCUAAGAAUGUUGAGGAUUUUGUAGAGAGCAUUAAAAGUAUCUAAAAAUUAUUGUAAUAAUGUAAUCUUAAUUAAAAUAUUAUAAUUAGAAAUGAUACAAUAAACAUUAGAUGAAUUUGAAUAGGAGAACCUCUUAGUAGAUGAUAAAUUGAUGAAAUUAAAAGAGAUAGCUCAUGAUUAUCAUAAGGACUACCCAAAAUUAGUUGGAGCUUUCUCUUUGUACUUUGAACAGUCCUAAAUAGAUCCUGAAGGAGCUAAAAACGAGAUAUUAGAGACCCUAAAUAUAUUUGCUGAUUGAAAAUUAUGUUUAUUU
Molecule: messenger RNA, 3247 nt
Organism: Paramecium octaurelia
Lineage: Eukaryota; Ciliophora; Oligohymenophorea; Peniculida; Parameciidae
Source: the annotation of a GenBank genome assembly